Aspergillus ochraceoroseus IBT 24754 is the source of this 825-nucleotide messenger RNA. Its product is annotated as glutathione S-transferase family protein. The transcript is spliced from 3 exons. The record is from RefSeq and is a predicted model, not a curated record. NCBI's taxonomy places the organism in Eukaryota, Fungi, Ascomycota, Eurotiomycetes, Eurotiales, Aspergillaceae. The coding region runs from base 1 to 825 and encodes 274 amino acids.
AUGUCGAUGCGCGCAUGGUUGCUGAAAAGGAUGAGGAGGAAUCACUCGGAUCCAUGUCUGUAUCUAUUUCCGUUUUCCAUCCAUUCCAUCAUCGUUCGGUUUACAAUCGCGCUUGCGGUGCGGCGUACGCGAAGGUUCCGGGGGUCCGGCGACUUGACCAAGUUGACCUAUCGCCUGGUUAACCUGCGUCGUAAUGAGAACUUGGAAGAGAAUUUUCUUUUGGAAAUCAAUCCAAGAGGCCAGGUACCUGUUUUGACUUGCAAGUCCCUCGCGUCACCACUCACGGAUUGUCUGUCAAUCUGCCACUGGGUGUGUGAGCAAAAUCCAGUUCUACUUCCAGCAUCGCGACAGGCCACAAUCUGUCGUUUGCUAUCUCAACUACACGAGACAUUGGCAAAUAAUAAUCCCAACCCGGCUGUGGACGACCUCCUGGCGCGCAAUGAUAUCACCCCUGCUCGCCGUUAUGCGUUGGAGUAUAAGCGGGAUUGCCAGAGGAAGGAACGGGAGAGAGAGUCGACGCAAAACCACAACGGCAUGACAGCACAUACUAAGGCAUUUCUGUCUGAGGUUGCUAAACAACAUCACGAAUUCAGUGACGGGGGCACCUGGAUCUUCGGAGAUGACACGGGUCCGACGGUGCUCGACGCCCAUGUCGUGGCUUUUAUCGCUCGCUUGAUCGAUAUCAACCUAGUCGAACUCGUCCCUCCGCAGUUACUCCCUUAUGUGGAAACCAUCAUGGCGUUACCGGAAUGGGAGGACGCAAUGAAAGGAAGACCGACCGUCUGGAGCGCCUCCCUAGGUCCAAUAGAGAAACUACAAAUAUGA